AUGAGUCUGGGGACCGAUUGUCCUCCAAUCCAUAAUAACUCUGGUGAUGAAUUCUCCAUCUGUGAGGAGAGGACCACAAAAAGGCCUAAGGUAGAAGAAGAGAUUAAUGAUCAUCAUCUGGGAACAACAAGCAUGCAUCAGAUAGAGAUCAAAGAUACUUGUGCUUCUUGUUUGUGUGAUGAUUGUGCCAACUUUGCUGUGACAUUCAGUUUCAAAUAUAACGAUGGUGAAAUUGAGCUUUUACGCAAGGUCGCCACUCACGAAAUACUCCACCGCAGAAAACUCCAGUUGGUACUCAAUCUCAAUCACACCUUGUUGAGAGUCGCCGGUAUCGAUGAUCUGACCCUGGAAGACGAAGCAUAUUUAGAUACCCAAUUCACCGAUGAUCCUCUGCGGCAAGAUAUUCUCAUUGUGACAGUUCCUCCCAAGAUGAAAUCUAUGUUUCUCAAGUUUAGGCCCUUUGUUCAAACCUUUCUCAAGGAAGCCAGUGACAUGUUUGAGAUGAAUGUGUACUCAAAUUCCCCUCUAUCUCUUGUGCGGGAAAUUAUUCGGCUACUGGAUCCAAGAAAUGAGUACUUCGGUUCUAGGGUGUUUUCGCGAGACGAUUUUUGCAGCACCCACCCGAAAAACAAGUGCCUCGAUGUUUUGCUUGCUCAAGAGUCUGCUGUUUUGAUCCUUGAUCAUAAACUAGAGGCAUGGAGGGAGCAAAAUCAAAAUAAUGUAAUGCCUAUGCAAGAGUAUUUUUUCUGUGAAGAAGAGGAAAGCGAGCUCAGAUCUUGUUGCGAGAUGGAAACUAAUGAAGGGUAUUAUCUUGCACUUAUUCUUCAACGUCUUAAGCAGAUACACAAUAGGUUCUUUGAUGACGAAGUAAUAUGUGACAAACUUAUCGACAGAGAUGUGAGGAAGGUGUUAGAAACUCUUCGGGGGUCCGUCUUGGGAGGGUGUAAAAUUGCUUUCGACCCUCUUCAGGCCGAUAAGCUACAGUUGUGGAAGAUGGCAGAGCAGUUGGGAGCUACUUGUGUUGAACAAAUGGACGCAUCGGUCACACAUGUGGUUGCAGCUCAUGCUGGAACACCGGAAUCUCGUUGGGCACUGGAAGAGAGAAAGUUCUUGGUCUAUCCGAGUUGGAUUGAAGCAUCACAUUGUAUGUGGCAAAAGUGUCAUGAAGACAGGUUUCCUGUUUUUGAGGAUGACCAAAUUGGGCAAGACCGCAAGAGAGACAAGAAAAAGAAGAGUAAAAAGGAAGAGAUUUUAGCAACAUCGUCUUAG
Rosa chinensis is the source of this 1269-nucleotide messenger RNA. RefSeq names its product RNA polymerase II C-terminal domain phosphatase-like 4. The coding region runs from base 1 to 1269 and encodes 422 amino acids. The record is from RefSeq and is a predicted model, not a curated record. The transcript has a single exon. NCBI's taxonomy places the organism in Eukaryota, Viridiplantae, Streptophyta, Magnoliopsida, Rosales, Rosaceae. Gene Ontology annotation, molecular function: RNA polymerase II CTD heptapeptide repeat phosphatase activity.